Messenger RNA from Morus notabilis, 408 nucleotides. Its product is annotated as ras-related protein Rab7-like. The record is from RefSeq and is a predicted model, not a curated record. Gene Ontology annotation, molecular function: GTPase activity; GTP binding. Gene Ontology annotation, cellular component: vacuolar membrane. The transcript has 2 exons. NCBI's taxonomy places the organism in Eukaryota, Viridiplantae, Streptophyta, Magnoliopsida, Rosales, Moraceae. The annotation marks the transcript as partial.
GCCAACCCUGAAGACCCUGGGAAUUUUCCUUUUAUAUUGCUUGGAAACAAGAUUGAUAUUGAUGGUGGUAAUAGUAGAGUGGUUUCUGAGAAGAAAGCAAUGGACUGGUGUGCUUCAAAGGGGAAUAUAACUUACUUUGAGACUUCAGCUAAGGAGGAUUACAAUGUCGAUGCUGCAUUCUUUUCUAUUGCGAAGACUGCUUUAGCCAAUGAAAAUGAGCAGGAUAUGUAAGUUGACUCUUGAGGGCAGGCUGAUUUAUAUAUUUAUUUAUCCUAUACAUAUUUUACUAGGUAUAUUCUGAUGGAGGAACAACAGUUGUAAUUUUAUAUGCUGGAAUAUUAAGGCAUAUUCCACACAUGAAACAAUGACCAAUAUUCUAGUGGAGUGACAUAAGUUGUAAGUUUCUCG